Molecule: messenger RNA, 1266 nt
Organism: Penicillium soppii
Lineage: Eukaryota; Fungi; Ascomycota; Eurotiomycetes; Eurotiales; Aspergillaceae
Gene: fluG
Exons: 2
Coding region: 1-1266 (421 amino acids)
Molecular function (GO): hydrolase activity
Source: RefSeq, a predicted model, not a curated record
AUGGACGACUUUGAUUCACUCCGCAACCUCAUCCAGUCUCACCCGCUCAUUGACAACCAUGCCCACAAUCUGUUGAACCAAGAAUCGGCCGCUGAUUACGAAACUUAUCCACUCGAGGCUAUUACGUCCGAAGCUCACGGUCGGGCCUUGAAAAAUGCUCGCACCACCCUGCCCCUGCUCCGAGCCACCAACCAGCUUGCUGAGCUUUAUGGCAGUCCUUGCGCUGACUGGAAUGAAGUCCAGUCAGCCCAUGAUAGGUGGGUCCGCGAAGACUACGAGGGCCUUGUCCGACGGUCUCUGGAAGGCACGCACGCUUUGCUACUAGAUGAUCUUCUUGGCGAUGAUGAAGACAUUGAAUCCUCUAGCUGGCACGAUCGCUUUACCAUCUCGGCAACCAAGCGGAUUGUGCGCAUUGAAUCCGUAGCCGAGUCGCAAAUUCUUCAGAUAGCCAGCAGCGAGCGCAAACCCGACGAAUCCGUGUGGAACAAUUUCCGCCAGCGGUUCCUCAAUGCUCUCUCCGAGGCAAUGGACGACCCGAACGUCGUGGGUUUCAAGUCGGUUGUUUGUUAUCGCACGGGAUUGGAUGUUGAUCCAUAUUCCUCCGAUGAUUCCACUUUGGGUGGCUCGCUGGUGCGCACCCUCGACUCUGGUACCGUAAGAUCCGGGUUCCGGGUCGAGGAUAAGCCUUUGUGUGAUUGGCUAGUCCAACAGACUCUGAAGGCUAUCUCAUUCAAAAAGAAAGCUGGUGUCGUCAAGCCUCUACAGCUUCACACUGGCUUAGGUGAUAACGAUAUCAGCCUUUUGCGAUCUAACCCCGCAUAUCUACAGCCCUUGAUAGCGCAGUACUCCGACGCAGACAUUGUUCUCCUUCAUUCUGCGUACCCUUACACGCGCGAAGCGGGAUACUUAACCUCCGUGUAUCCGAAUGUCUACCUUGAUCUGGGCGAAGUCUUCCCCAUGGUCAGUCGAGAGGCCCAGGAGAAAAUCCUGAGGGAAAGCCUGGAGCUCACACCCAUCAGUCGUCUGCUUUGGAGUACCGAUGGUCACUUCCACCCGGAGACAUUCUGGCUGGCCAAUCGUCAAUUCCGCCAGGCUCUUGAAAAAGUCUUUGUGGAAUAUGUCCAAUAUGGCGACUUCACCAUCUCCCAAGCCAUGAAGGCAGCUGCCGAUAUUCUCUUCUACAAUUCUAACCGUCUUUACGGACUUGGGUUGACUCCGGAAUACACACCGAUCACUGUAGACGGAGAACCCUCUUUGGUAAACUAA